UAAAGCAGCCUCUCAGCUUGACAGCCAGUCAGUGUCUUAAUCAGCACUAGUUUGAUAGUAACCGUAGUUUGAUCAAACAUCUGAACGAGAAAAAGGUUAAAUUAAGAAAGUAAGGAUGGCGUUUUGGGACAAAAAGAUUCCCUGGGGCUUUCUGUUAAUGCUGACUGGUGCUGUGGGUCAAAGCGUGAACUACCCAGAUCCUGUUUGUGCUGUGAAAGGAUCGACUGUCACCCUCCCCUGCACCUUCACACCGCUGAAGUCCGUCAUUCAGAACGGAAGAGAAGUUUCCAUAGAGAUCAUCAGAGUCGUCUGGUGCCAGAACUAUGCCAUUUGUCAGGGCCCCGCCCCGUCUGUGUACGACAGUGAAUCAAACAACAACAGUCCUCGUUACAAAUACCUGGGAGACAAGAAGGGAAACUGCACUUUACAGAUCUCAGAUUUACAGGAGGACGACGACGCGACUCUUCGCUUCAGAAUGGAGGCUGAUAAAAACAGAGGACAUCAUACUGGCCAAUCAGGAGUGAAGCUCACAGUCACUGAUUGGACUCGCAUGGAGAUAAACAGCUGCAGCGGUGACAGACAGGUGAGAAGAGGUGAAACCGUCACGCUGUGCUGCACUGCAGACUGUACUGUCCACCCACUGGAGAUCACCUGGUUCAGAGAUGGCCACGCCCUCUCAGAGUCCGGCCCCGCCUUCCACCUCAGCUCUCUGACCCCAGAGGAUUCUGGGAACUACACCUGUAGACUUGAAGACGUCAGGACGCUCUCCCCGCCGUACAGCCUGCAUGUGGAGGCUGAAGAGGAAGGAACAAACGGUGGAACAGCUGACGUACUGCUGGCCGUUCGCCUGCUUCUCUUCACUCUGCACACCGUGCUCAUUGUCAUAGUGGCAGCCAUUGUCAUCAAAAGGACGCGUCUGCGAGACAGCAGCUGCAGCAGCAAAGAGCUGAAAGACGUGGCGGUGCAGGUGGAUCACUGACGAUCGCAUCAGACAGACAUGGUUUUCAGUACCCUCCAGACGCUGUCAAGGAGCUGCGACGCCCAGAGGAACGAGGCCAGGCCGUCUGACAUGAUCACAUCAUCAUCAUCUGUUUGUCCUUGUUUAACCGAGCUUGUUUUAUCUCUCUGAUGUUGUAAAUCACAGUACAAACAUACACAAACAUUGUGCAUUGAAACAUUGUACCAGUUUAACCAAUAAACACUUAAACCCGA
Molecule: messenger RNA, 1212 nt
Organism: Siniperca chuatsi (mandarin fish)
Lineage: Eukaryota; Metazoa; Chordata; Actinopteri; Centrarchiformes; Sinipercidae
Product: B-cell receptor CD22-like
Exons: 6
Coding region: 116-979 (287 amino acids)
Source: RefSeq, a predicted model, not a curated record